Lepisosteus oculatus (spotted gar) is the source of this 3809-nucleotide messenger RNA. It is a transcript of the gene stk36, whose product is annotated as serine/threonine kinase 36 (fused homolog, Drosophila). Gene Ontology annotation, biological process: protein phosphorylation. NCBI's taxonomy places the organism in Eukaryota, Metazoa, Chordata, Actinopteri, Semionotiformes, Lepisosteidae. Gene Ontology annotation, cellular component: cytoplasm. The record is from RefSeq and is a predicted model, not a curated record. Gene Ontology annotation, molecular function: ATP binding; protein kinase activity.
UUUCUAUUCUGGUGUUGUAUUGAACUGUAUUGUAACAACUGUGAAUUCUGAAACAGCUCCAUUGAGAUCGCAUUUCUGCCAUGGAGAAGUACCAUGUACUGGAGAUGAUUGGAGAAGGUUCCUUUGGACGUGUCUACAAAGGUCGAAAGAAGUACAGUGGUCAGGUGGUGGCGCUCAAAUUCAUUCCCAAAGUGGGCCGCUCCGAGAAAGAACUGCGCAGUCUGAGGAGGGAGAUCGAAAUCAUGAGGGGGCUCAGGCACCCUAACGUCGUGCUGCUGCUGGACAGCUUUGAGACGGACAGAGAGGUCGUUGUGGUGACAGAAUAUGCAGAAGGAGAACUGUUUCAGAUUCUGGAGGAUGAUGGGAGCUUACCUGAGGCUCAGGUCCGCGAGAUAGCCUGUCAGCUGGUCUCCGCUCUCUAUUACCUGCAUUCUCACAGGAUUCUUCAUCGUGACAUGAAACCACAGAACAUCCUGUUGGGCAAGGGCGGAGUUGUCAAGCUGUGCGAUUUUGGGUUUGCUCGGGCGAUGAGCGUUUCCACCCUGGUCCUCACCUCCAUCAAAGGCACCCCGCUGUACAUGUCGCCCGAGCUGGUGGAAGAGAAGCCCUACGACCACACGGCUGAUCUCUGGUCCCUGGGCUGCAUCCUGUACGAGCUCCACACUGGGGCCCCGCCGUUCUACACCAACUCCAUCUUCCAGCUGGUGCAGCUCAUUGUCCGGGAUCCGGUCAAGUGGCCGGAGAGCAUGAGCCCUGAUUGCACGAGCUUCCUGAAGGGCCUGUUGACCAAGGACCCCCAGAAAAGGCUGUCUUGGCCUCACCUGUUAAAGCACCCCUUUGUCUCUGAGGGAAUCUUAGUUCUCUCAGACGAAGAGACAGACAGUCCUCUCACCGUGUCCCUCAGCCCCGAUCUGCAGGCUCUAAAGCUACAGCAGGCUAAGGAGAAGGCAGCGCCCCAUUGUGGAGAACAGAGGUUACUGCGCAAGGCCAGGGAGCAGCAGGAACGAGAAAAAAACAAGGAGGACCUGACAGUCAGGGCUCAAGGGAAGAACACAGGUGGAGGUGAUUUUGAUAAGGCACACAUGGAGCCAGCCCUGGUGGGUCCUAAACCAUCCAACAGCAAUCCCACGCUUCCUGCUGCCUGCCCAUCAGAUGAGCGUGCGGCCCAGCCACCCGCCCAAGGGCAGGGGCAGAUCAGCAGGGACUACGCACGGGAGUUCCCUUCAGUGGAAGUGGGUCCGAGGCAGGUCACUAGACGUGAGAAGGGACUCCGGAGCAGCUUGGGGGCGGUCAGGCUGGAAAACGAGGAAGUGGAGAGUGACGAAGAGUGGCAGCGAUUGGUGGAGACCACACAGCCAGGAAGCCAGGCCCCCCUGCCUUCUCCAGUAUCCUUCGUGCCCCGUCUGAAACAAAGGCUCCUGAGCUCCAGAGCCCAGAUACUGGACGGGAUGCUGGAGGGGGCGUGUCGGAUCCGUCAGCCGCUGAGGGUCCUGUGGAACCUGCUGACCGUUAACUCUGAUCCCGGGCUGUGCAGCACCGUGGCCGAAGAAAUUGAACUGCCUCACUUCCUGCUUGAUCUUAUUGCGGAUCUGCUGGGGAAUGAACAGGUGAAGCAGCAGCCAUGGUGUGCUGCAGUGCUGGGAGACCUGAUGACAGCAUUGGGUGUGUGCUGGGAGAAACACUUCAACUGGGAUACAGAAGGAGAGAGGAUGGGGGAGGCUGCUGGGCUCUUGGUUGCUGUCCUACAUUCUGCUUGCCUUGCUCCUUUGACGUCCCUCGCUGCCUCCCUGCUCACUCUGCUGUCCCAUCACGGUGUUCCUGUGGAGCUGAGAACUGACCAGUUCAUGGCCGCGAUGGAGAAAACGUUAUCGUCUCCAGUAGAGCUGAGUGUGCCUGCGCUUCCUGGCUGGGGUCUGUAUGAUGGGCUCCUCACCCUGUUGUACCGGACUGUCUCUGAGGAUGGAAGUUCCUCAGUCUCUCAGUUUCUGGAUUCUGCUCUGUGGCGCCACCUGUGGUUAAGAGUUAAUCUUGCACUAGAGGAGACUACCCCUCACCUGAAUUGUUUCUCACUCACCGGUCUGCAGGUCUUUCUGUCCCUCGCUCAGUUUGUCUUCACCAGGGAGCCGUACAAAUGUGUUCCCCUGUUAGCCAAUAGCAACACAGACAGUGUGCUAACCACCCUUGCCCACCUCCUUACUGCUGAUUGUGCUUUAAUCAAGGAGAGGUCGGGAGAGGAGAACGGCGCCUCUGGUCCGAGCUAUUCCACAUCUGGUGCAAACAGCGUGUCGGUGAUGACCUGUCACCUGCUGUGUUUCCCCUUCGCUCUUGACAUCCCUGACCAGGCUGUGGAGGAAAUCCUGCAGUCCUAUCAGCGCUGCGACAUCGUCCCUCGCCUGCUGCAGCUCUCUCUGGCGCUCCCCCUCACUCUCCUGGAGCUCCCACUCUCCUUGCUGUGCCGCCUCCUGCUCAGCGACCCCCAGCAAUCCCUCCCGCGGUUUAUAGCGGCGGCCGAGGCCUGGGGCUUUUUCUUCCCCUCCGCGGAAGCAGAGCGCAACGGCGACGGCCAGCCUCCCAGGGGUGAACCCGCUGGCAGCGAGGGGGGCGGGGCCGGAGAGGGUGAUGUCAGAGGCACCGGCCAAUCAGAGCACCGGACCGCCAGCUCCCUGCUGGCCUUUUUCCUCCAAUCAGAAGGCCUGUCAGGAUCAGCCGUGGAGUUGCUGUCCCUCAUCUCCCAGGCUGCCCGCUGCUCCCUCCACCCUCCUCUACCCGUGUUGUAUGUCAGGCCCUCCCUCCUCAGAACAGCUAUGGACCACCCGGACGACCGGGUGAGAGCCGCCACCUGCAGCCUUCUGGGAAAUAUCAGCCCGCUGGAUGCCCGCGCCCCAUCUGGUCAGCUGUUACCCCUGCUCUUCCAGAGCCUGAUUGAGAAGCUCCAGGACCCCUCCAUACAAGUCCGGCGAUCCGCUUGCAGGGCCGUAGGGAAUUGGGUGGGGCUCGUCGGCCAGGCCGAGUCACACAUGGAGAAUGAGAAGCCCAGGCUGCAUGGAGCCAAGCCCAGCAUGGGCACCGGCCCGAUGAAAGAAGGCCGGCACUUGUUCACAAGGACAGAGCGUGAAGCAGGGAAAAGGAAGGGGGAUGUGAGUAAGACAGCUAAAGGACCGGGCGGUGGCAAACCAGCCAGAGGUUUUCCUUCCAAGGACGGCACGACCGGGACUGCCGCCUGGGCGGAGCUUGCCCGGGGGGGGGUCAAAGCGCUGCUGCUGCUCUCGUCCGAGCCAGACCCCGUUGUUCGCCGGCACUGCUGCGCGGCGUUGGGAAACCUCGCUGCGAUCGAGGGGGGCAGGGCUGCCCUGCUGCAGGGCGACGGGCCCCGCCUGCUCCUCCGGAUUGCCUGCACGGACUCCCAGCCGGCCGUGCAGCUAGCGGCCCUCACCGGCCUCCGCGCCUUCAGCCAGCACGACGCCCUGCGUCAGGCUCUAGUUUCUCUGGACGCUGGUGAGAAACUGCGGCGUGUUUCCCAGCAUGCACCCCACCAGCGCCACUGCCAUUGGCUCAUUACUAAGCUCUGCCCCUCAGUCAGCGCUUGAAAUGUGUAAGAAAUCUAAAGAAAGUCCAUAAAAAAAUGUAUCUGCUCAGGUUUCGGUAGUUCAAGCUCAAGAAACUUGAGGACAACUGAAUUCUCUUGUUCCAAAUGCUUAUAAAUUAUUAUUUAUUGGAUGUAUAUUAGAAAGAUUUGACAUAUUUUGUAAUCUUUUCAAACGUAGACUUUGUUACGACUUUAUUUGGAAUAAAGAUUUUUUUUACCCUAA